This is a messenger RNA of Caenorhabditis briggsae, 1275 nucleotides long. Gene Ontology annotation, biological process: branched-chain amino acid catabolic process. NCBI's taxonomy places the organism in Eukaryota, Metazoa, Nematoda, Chromadorea, Rhabditida, Rhabditidae. Gene Ontology annotation, molecular function: protein binding; oxidoreductase activity, acting on the aldehyde or oxo group of donors, disulfide as acceptor. The transcript is spliced from 6 exons. The record is from RefSeq and is a predicted model, not a curated record. The coding region runs from base 1 to 1275 and encodes 424 amino acids.
AUGGCUUUAUCUGCGACCUACCAUGCGCACAAGCCCAAUGUGCCCAUUAUUAUGGAAGAUGUGUUCGGAUGGGUGCGAGAAGGGAAUGCUUUCCAGGUUAACGACCAUGAACAUGAUCUGAAUGUCGGAGACGAUCACGCCUUCUCCCUACUCCACUGGGCCUCCAAAGCCGGUCACAUUGGAAUUGCAGAAAUGCUGUUGUCCCGUGGAGCACGAGUGAAUUCGACGAAUAUGGGAGAUGAUACGAGUCUCCAUUUGGCCGCCGCUCAUGGACACAGACAGAUUGUCGUUAAACUUUUAUCGAGGAAGGCUGAUGUACACGCGACAAACGAGCAUGGAAUGACACCACUUCAUUAUGCAUGCUUCUGGGGUUAUGAGGCGAUUGCUGAGGACCUCAUUAUCUACGGAGCCUUGGUGAACGUGUGCAACAAGAAGGGUCUUACCCCAUUGGACGUUUGCCAACCAGCAUGCAAAAAUGCCAUUAUGGGUCGCCAAAUGCCGAUGCACUUUGGAGCCAAAGAGCGUAACUUUGUGACGAUCUCCUCCCCCCUCACCACUCAACUACCACAAGCCGUCGGCUCCGCCUACGCAUUCAAACAACAAAAAGACAAUCAACGCAUCGUCGUCGUCUAUUUUGGAGACGGAGCAGCUUCAGAGGGUGAUGCUCAUGCGGCGUUCAACUUUGCAGCCACUCUCAAAUGCCCAAUUAUCUUCUUCUGUCGGAAUAACGGUUAUGCCAUCUCGACACCAACCAGUGAGCAAUACGGUGGAGAUGGUAUCGCUGGAAAGGGACCCGCCUAUGGGUUGCAUACCAUUCGCGUUGAUGGAAACGACCUCCUAGCGGUAUACAACGCCACGAAGGAGGCUCGCCGUGUGGCUCUGACCAACCGCCCGGUGCUCAUCGAAGCGAUGACAUAUCGUCUGGGACAUCACUCGACAUCCGACGACUCCACGGCUUAUAGAUCAGCGGAGGAGGUGGAGACGUGGGGUGAUAAGGAUCACCCGAUCACUCGCUUCAACAAGUACAUCACCGAGCGUGGAUGGUGGAAUGAGGAGAAGGAGAAGGACUGGCAAAAGGAGGUGAAGAAGCGAGUGCUCACGGAGUUCUCGGCUGCUGAAAAACGAAAGAAGGCUCAUUAUCACGACCUAUUCGAUGACGUCUACGAUGAGCUUCCACUGCGUCUACGUCGUCAGAGAGAUGAGCUGGAUGCGCAUAUCAAGGAGUACAAGGAGCACUAUCCAAUGGACGGACUCAAGGAGACACACAACCACUAA